Molecule: messenger RNA, 367 nt
Organism: Staurois parvus
Lineage: Eukaryota; Metazoa; Chordata; Amphibia; Anura; Ranidae
Source: the annotation of a GenBank genome assembly
AAUAGCUGAGCGCAGUGAAAGCAAAGCAAGGAGUGUGUGCUGUGCUCUCUGCCUCCCCCUAGAGUGCAGUACCUGGCUCUGUGAGUGAACAAUGAAGUACUGCAACUUUUUAUGGGUGUGUGUGUGUUUGUGUGUGUCUGUGUAUGCAUGUACAAUUGCACAUGUGUCUGUGUGUAUGUACAUGUGUGUAUCUGUACAUGUGUCUGUGUGUGUGUGUGUACAUGUGUGUGUGUGUGUGUCUGUGUCUGUGUGUAUGUACGUACAUGUGUCUGUGUGUACAUGUGUUUGUGUAUGUAUGUACAUGUGUCUGUGCAUGUGUAUUUCUGUGUAUGUACAUGUGUGUGUAUGUACUGUCUGUAAGUGCCUG